CUAAGGCAAUGAACACUAAAGGUACUGAUUUCUCUCUUCUUCCUGCAAGAAAAAAUUGCAGCAUAUCAGAAUUUCAAAGCAUUGGGAUUUCAGAAGAAAUGGUUGUCUUUCAGUUACUUGCCUUCGAAACAGCAGAAAUUUAUUACAAUUAUUGGCUUCCAAUGGCUUCCAGUGGCUUCCAGUGGACAAUGCUGUUGAUAGAUUAAGCAAUCAAGACAAAAAUCUAAUUAUGCUGUACCGGAAGCUAUAUUCUGUAUAGAGAUCAAAGAGAUAGCAUGCCCUCCAAGGGGGCCAAAAAAAGUUUGAACAUUAUGGCUUUGCUGAUGCAGCUCCCUAUCUAAAAGCAAAAAAGUGAUAAAUUAUGAAAAGCAGCAUAAUGUAAGCUCUUUUCCAGGUGUUCAAGCGGAACAUAAUAAACCAUUAGCCACUGGAGAUCAUUAAGAACAGUCUCAAUCUUGCCCAUGAAGAGUCAAUCUGUGAGGAUCAAUAUGGCAACCAAACUUCUAUGAGCCUUGCAUACUCUUUGAUGAUAUUUGGGAAGACUACAAGUAAUAUCAAAUAUCUAUGGCUCCGGACCUAUUGACCUACAUGCCUUGUUAGGUCAUUGCUUGAAAUUUGCUUGUUUUUUUGCAUAUCGGCUGCAAUGACCUAACAAAUGUUAGAUGUUUUUGUAUAGAAGUGGCUGCUGUUGUCUAGCAAAUUCAAUGGCUCCUUUAUCAAAGACAUGGUCUUUGAUAUUCUUGGAGAAUAUUUUGUUUGUUAUGUAACAAUUUUUGUUGUUGCGUGUUACACAUUAGAAAAAGGAAGUUUAAGGGCAUAUACUGCUUCAUUAUGCUUCACGCAAAUAGAAAUGCAUGAUUUUCAUGGUGAGUUCUACGGUACUCCAAGAGAUGCAUGGUCACUCUGACAAUUGUAUGUGGUCUUCUAGAGAUGCAUAUGGUACUUGUAUUAUAGCGUGUUUUCCCACAUUAGAUUUCGUUUGCCUGUCCUUGGAUGUACAUUUCGUUGCCAUUAGUAGUGUGCUUUCAUAUUAAGCUGACUGUUCCACAAGCUUUUGGGUGUAUGACAAAUUUGAGAUUAUAUGUGAAGGUUUCCCAUGAAAGCAAGGAAGUAGUUCAUGAUCCUAGCUGGUUCGCUCUGCAGGUUGAUGAAUCACGAUGGCCGAACAUUGAAAUCUAAAUGAAUAUGAUUUAUGAUAAGCAGAAAGGCGAUUGGAGAUGGAAGAAGGCAGCAGGAGCCCCACGAGUGACUCCCUCAAGUGGCAAAGUAUUCCUGGCCCGACAUUAAACAGGUAGGAAAGGCGACAACAUUUUAGAGGGAUUUAUGGCAAGAAAGAAACCUCCAUCCCUGGGGAUCCUGUUACUCAUCGUCUGCCACAGCAACCAGUGAUCAUGUCGGAUGAAGAACAUCAUUUCGAGUCCAAGGCCGAUGCUGGGGCGUCCAAGACCUACCCCCAACAGGCCGGGACGAUCCGUAAGAACGGAUACAUCGUCAUCAAAGGGAGGGCCUGCAAGGUUGUUGAAGUUUCAACAUCCAAGACUGGGAAACAUGGCCAUGCAAAAUGUCACUUUGUUGGCAUAGACAUCUUUAACACAAAGAAGCUUGAGGAUAUUGUGCCAUCUUCUCACAACUGUGAUGUUCCUCAUCUUACUCGAACUGAUUAUCAGCUCAUUGACAUAUCUGAAGAUGGUUUUGUGAGCCUUCUGACUGAAAAUGGCAACACGAAAGAUGAUCUGAGACUUCCAACUGAUGAAACUUUGCUAGCUCAGGUUGUCCGUUUGUAUAGAAGGAAGUGGAUUGAAGAACACACAUAUCCUCAUUUUACUAUGAUUGGACAAAGUCUUGGUUCAGUGUAUCUUUCAUGGGAAGCACUCCGCAAAUUCACGCCUCAGUUCUAUUUUGAUACUAGUGGCUAUGCUUUUACAUACCCGCUUGCUCGGAUUUUUGGUGUAAAGUUAUUUGCUAUACUCAUUAUCCAACCAUCAGUCGGUGACCCACCCUACAGGUGGGUCACACGAGUAACAGGACGACUCGAGCCCGACUGAAUCACCCAGGUACUUAUUGCAGGUACGUCACUUCUCGUUGGACGGGUCACCCAUAUAGUGUAACAGAAUCACCCCACGUAAACCCCAGACGGGUGGGUGAUGUGGAAAUUUUAUCCUAUCACGACAACAGUACGAGCAUGAGGAUAAUUUUGUGCAACCACAAAGCUGCAAUACUGAUCGAACUCAAUCCAAGAAUUUAAAUAUCGAUCUGAUCUGAUAUUAAUGUUGAUAAUCAAUCAAUAUCAGUAACUGAAACGCCGUUGUCAGACUCAGCCAAACCCUGGCUACAUCUAGGGCACAGAUAUUAAAGCAAGGCAGCAGCCCACUAGGGACUUCAAAUCGCCAAGUUUACUGCCGAGGCAAAGCAGACGUCACAAAGCAUAUGGAGACACAAAAACGUUCUGUUAAAAGACAAGCUCUAGGAAAAUAAUAAUAUUAUUAUUUCUACAAGCACUCGCCUCAGAAAACUUCGUUAAAAGAAAAUCAUUUUUAAGCCAAUACAUAAAUUACCAAUCGACGCACCAAAGCAGGACUUUUUUACUCUUGGAAUACGGGCCAAAUGAACAAAGAGUGACCAUCCAACAUUCUUUCGAGUCCCAAAGAAUCUCUUGCAUACUAAAUAAGAUAACCUGGAUUCGUGAGGCCAAGAACUACUUGGGGCCAAUGUCCUUGAUUGCACAGAUCUGUUCUUCACCCAUAGCAAACAUCAUAGUGACAACCAGAUCUUUCCCCUCCGCAAAUCCAUCUUUGAUCUGUCAGUGUAUUCAAAUGGCACAACAUAAACAAUCUGUCGAACGUUAUGGAAAUCCUCCUUUAGGAUAACAUAUAAAUAAUUGGUUGUCCCUUUUAUUUGUUUUGCAGAGAUACUAGUUAUGCUGUCAUUUAUACGGAUGGUUCUCAAAUAUAUACUUUAAAAGACUUGAAUCAGGCUGAUUAAGAAAGCCCUAAAAUCUAUUUUAAACUAUUCAUACUUCAACAAGAGUCCAAUCGCGACACUCGAAAUCGAUAUAUAUCUUUGCAAAACCAAUAAAAGGGCCAACCCCAUCCAUAGCAUGAUCCAACGCGAACCAAAGGUCUUGGAUCUGGAAACGUAAACCAAAGGUAUUGGAUUGAAAGAAAAGCACCAGAUUUUGAUUCGUAUGCCAAAUUCAGCAUAACCUAAAGAGGGAACAGGGGCUACCUGAGGGGGGCGAAGCAGCUUGACACCGAACCGAUCGAGGGCGCGGGCGGACAGGCUCUGAGGGGAGGCGUCGUCACCAGUGAAGACGGCGCAGUCGAGAUCGGGGUUCUCCUCCUGCACGGCCUUGACAGCGCACCACAGGACCCUCUCCCCGCCGCCGACGUCAUUGGUGUAGGGAUGGAAGAAACCCGCCUCCCCCGUCUUCCCGAGAUCACCGCUGCGGCGGCGGAGAAGAGCAAUAGGGACAGAAGGGAAGAGGUUAAGGUCGUGAACAACAAGGCCCAAAGCGCCAUUUUGGUUGCGCUUCGACACACCUCGCGGCUCACCGGAUUUGGGUUCUUCUUUCUAUACGUCAAAAUAAAAAUGACGUAGCUCGUGACCGGUUACAGCCGGUGACCCACCCCACAGGUGGGUCACACGAGUAACGGGACGACUCGAGCCCGACUGAAUC
Musa acuminata AAA Group (dessert banana) is the source of this 3676-nucleotide messenger RNA. Its product is annotated as eukaryotic translation initiation factor 5A-3. Gene Ontology annotation, biological process: translational elongation; positive regulation of translational termination; positive regulation of translational elongation. NCBI's taxonomy places the organism in Eukaryota, Viridiplantae, Streptophyta, Magnoliopsida, Zingiberales, Musaceae. The transcript has 8 exons. Bases 1392 to 2045 code for a protein of 217 amino acids. The record is from RefSeq and is a predicted model, not a curated record. Gene Ontology annotation, molecular function: RNA binding; ribosome binding; protein binding.